GAGCGUCUCUUGCUSUCCAUCCUGCCCAAGCAUAUAGCAGACGAGAUGUUACAGGACAUGAAGAAGAAAGAAGCCAGUCAAACAGGACAGAAGGAGAAGCAGCAGUUCAACACCAUGUACAUGUAUCGCCACGAAAARGUCAGUAUUUUGUUUGCAGACAUUGUGGGAUUCACUCAGCUGUCAUCAUCAUGCAGUGCCCAUGAGCUGGUCAAGCUCCUCAAUGAACUGUUUGCCCGCUUUGACAAGCUGGCUGCCAAAUACCACCAGUUGAGAAUAAAGAUCCUGGGCGACUGUUACUACUGCAUCUGUGGCCUGCCAGACUACAGAGAGGACCACGCUGCCUGCUCCAUCCUGAUGGGCCUGGCCAUGGUGGAGGCCAUUUCGUAUGUUCGUGAGAAGACCGGGACAGAUGUGGACAUGCGUGUGGGGGUACACACUGGCACUGUCCUGGGGGGCGUCCUGGGACAGAAGCGGUGGCAGUAUGACGUCUGGUCCACUGACGUCACCGUGGCCAAUAAGAUGGAGGCGGGAGGAAUACCGGGGCGUGUGCACAUCUCCCAAGCCACCAUGGAGUGUCUGCACGGGGAGUUUGAUAUGGAGCCGGGGAACGGGGGCGACCGCUGUGAGUACCUGAAGGAGAGGGGCAUCGACUCCUACCUGGUGGUGGUGCCCAAGGGCCCCCUGGGAAAGAGGGCAUCACGGGGUGUUGUCUGUGAUGUCGUCCAAUGGGACUCUCCAUUGUUGAUCAACACCACUGAGUGUAAUGGGAGUGUCCACACAGCCUGCACCACACCAGACGAGCCAGAGGAGCUGGACACACGGGUGGUGAACCCUUCGUUCCCCAACCCUCGGCGGAGGCUAAGACUGCGGGACCUGGCCGAGAGGGUGAUUGAUGCCCAAGAGAACGAACAGGAGCUCAACAAACUGCUCAAUGAGGCACUGCUGGAGAGAGAGACCGUACAAGCUCUGAAGGGGAAACGGACCAACCGUCUGUCCCUGCGCUUUGUGGACCCUGAGCUGGAGACCCGCUACUCCGUAGAAAAGGAGAAGCAGAGCGGAGCUGCCUUCAGCUGCUCCUGUGUGGUGCUCCUGUUCACUGCAGCCAUGGAGGUCCUCAUAGACCCUCGGAUGAUAGCAAACUACGUGACCCUAGCUGUGGGAGAGGUCCUGCUGCUCGUCCUAACUGUCUGCUCUCUGGCGGCCAUCUUCCCUCGAGUUUUCCCUAAGAGGCUGGUGUCUUUCUCCACAUGGAUCGACCACACCCGCUGGGCACGGAACACUUGGGCCAUGGCAGCAAUCUUCAUCCUCACCAUGGCCGACAUUGUGGACAUGCUGAGCUGUCCCCGUCCCUCUGGAAACGCCACAAUGGCUCCUCCUUCCUCUGUUGUCCAAUCCGGGCCAGAGGGCUGUCUGGACAACCCCAAGUACUACAGCUACAUCGCCGUGCUGGCACUCAUGGCAACCACCAUGCUGGUACAGGUCAGCCACAUGGUCAAGGUCACACUCAUGCUCCUCAUCACCAUAGCGACGGGCAUCGUCAACAUCUACAGCUGGAGGGACAUUUUUGACCGCUACGAUAUGGCCCGCUUCCAGGACUACAGGUCUUAUCUGGUUCCCUCCAAAUAUGCCAUGACUAUCAUGAUCUUCGUCAUGAUGAUCAGCUUCUACUACUUUUCUCGACAUGUGGAGAAGCUAGCCCGUACUCUGUUUUUGUGGAAGAUUGAGGUCCACGAGCAGAAGGAGAAGGUGUAUGAGAUGAGGCGCUGGAACGAGGCGCUGGUCACGAACAUGCUGCCAGAGCACGUAGCGCGCCACUUCCUGGGCUCCAAGAAAAGGGACGAGGAGCUGUACAGCCAGUCAUAUGAUGAGAUUGGUGUGAUGUUCGCCUCCAUCCCCAACUUCUCGGACUUCUACACAGAGGAGAGCAUCAACAAUGGGGGGAUUGAGUGCCUCAGGUUCCUCAACGAAAUCAUCUCCGAUUUUGACAGCCUUCUGGACGAGUCUCAGUUCCGCUGCAUCACCAAAAUCAAAACCAUUGGCAGCACCUACAUGGCAGCGUCAGGGGUCACUCCCGACGUCAGCAACGGCUACGCCUGUCUGAAGAAAGAGGAGCUGACCGACAGGGAGCGCUGGCAGCAUUUGGCAGAUCUGGCUGACUUUGCUCUGGCCAUGAAGGUCACGCUCAUGAACAUCAACUACCAGUCCUUCAACAACUUCAUGCUACGCAUAGGUUUGAAUAAAGGGGGGGUGCUGGCAGGAGUGAUUGGUGCCCGGAAGCCUCACUAUGACAUCUGGGGCAACACUGUGAAUGUGGCCAGUCGCAUGGAGUCCACAGGGGUCAUGGGUAACAUCCAGGUGGUGGAAGAUUGCUACCACAUCUUGAAGGAGUACGGAUUCCGUUUUGUAAGGAGGGGACCUAUCUUUGUGAAGGGGAAAGGAGAGCUGCUUACCUACUUUCUGAAGGGUAGAGAAAAACAGGGCUCCUUCAUCAACGGCUCCUCGGUCACCCUGCCACACCAAGUGGUGGACAACUCCUGACCUGCGUGUCAAUGCUCACAGAAACACACACGCAUAAUCAGAAACAUACAUUCUAAUGUAUAAGUGAGAUCUGAAUUCAUGCUUAUACCAACACUCUUUCAGAAUUGCAAAGUAUGUAAGAGGAUAUGUACAUCUUGCAAAGAAAGAAGGGUUGUCCCGCCUCCCCAACCCUGCCUGUUCAAAUAUUUUUUUUUGGCAAACUACAAAGCUUUUCAAAAUAGUGCUCAGCUUUUUGCACUACAGACUUAUGAACACAUAUCACGCUACUGUAUAGUCACCCAUAUUUACACACAGUCUUAGACAAACACAUCUUAUUCAGAAACACAGUCUGACAAACACACAGUCGUGUAUUCACUACAAUGCCAUCCUUACCACGCACUCAAGCCAGAUGCAUCAUGGCUGUUGGACUAAAUGCCUCAUUUUGAAUACUCUCCCCCUUUUACAAAAUACUUUAUAUUUGGGGAAAUAAUGGAUUUCAUUGUGUUUGUUACAGUAUCUCCAAACUGCUUGGAGAUGGAGAUGACCUGAGAUAAGAUGGUAGAGUGUUUGAGGGUUAAUAU
Messenger RNA from Salvelinus sp. IW2-2015, 3098 nucleotides. RefSeq names its product adenylate cyclase type 3-like. NCBI's taxonomy places the organism in Eukaryota, Metazoa, Chordata, Actinopteri, Salmoniformes, Salmonidae. The record is from RefSeq and is a predicted model, not a curated record. Gene Ontology annotation, cellular component: plasma membrane. Gene Ontology annotation, molecular function: adenylate cyclase activity. Gene Ontology annotation, biological process: intracellular signal transduction; cAMP biosynthetic process; adenylate cyclase-activating G protein-coupled receptor signaling pathway.